Rotaria sp. Silwood2 is the source of this 681-nucleotide messenger RNA. Lineage: Eukaryota; Metazoa; Rotifera; Eurotatoria; Philodinida; Philodinidae. The record is from the annotation of a GenBank genome assembly.
AUGCGUAUCAAGGUACUUGGAGAUGAUCAUUCUGAAACUGGCACGGCACGUAUUAAUUUAGCAGAGACAUACAGAGACACGAAUGAUUAUGAAAAAGCGAUGCAACAUGCGCAAAAGAGAGAUCUAUGGCGCAAUCAUAUACUUCCAAGCCAUUGCUCAUCCGGAUUUUCUCGUGCUGGAAUUUUUCCUUACGAUUCUCGGGCAGUUUUCAAAGAGAAGCUCUUCGAACCACCAGCUUUAUCAUCAUCUGACGCUCCAUCUAACUUUAUCGAUGAUAUUGGCUUAAGUAAUCGCUCGGUUCUUCGUCCAACUCGAUCUUUAUCUUGUACAGCAUUGUCAACUGAUGCAUUAGCUGCUACUACUAAUCCUCUUCAACAGCCAAAUCUUAUUUCUUCAUUCGCAAUGACUGAUGAUGCUUUGACAACAACUAAUGAUGCUUUGACAACAGCUGAUGAUAUUUCUUCAACUCAGGGAGCUAAAGGAGCUAAGGGAGCUAAAGGAGCUAAAGGAGCUAAGGGAGCUAAAGGCGCUAAGGAAGCUAAAGGAGCUAAGGGAGCUAAAGGAGUUAAGGGAGCUAAGGAAGCUAAGGGAGCUAAAGGAGCUAAAGGAGCUAAGGAAGCUAAGGGAGCUAAAGGAGUUAAAGGAGCUAAGGGAAUAAAAGGAGCAAAAGCUCACAUAUAA